CGUGCCACCACAAACCGUGCUCUCCACACGCCAGUUCCCCCCCUGACAUGAGGCAUGAAGCGUCCACUUGUAUGUCCACCACUCCUCUUGGCGCUGUACUGUUUUGUCGGCGCGGGGCUCGCACUCAACUACCGAGAUGACUACUGGAACGGAGAUAGUGCGCAAGAUGAAUUGGAAGAUGAUCAUCACUUCGUCAAUGAUUGGGCUGUAAAGAUUAGAGGCGGCGUGGGACAAGCGUAUCAGUUGGCGAAGGAAUUCGGCUACGAUAACCUUGGACAGUUACGAGGAUUCCGGGACACGUACCUGAUGCGAAAAUCGGACCACCCGCGUCGGUCGAAACGAGGGGCCCGGCACAUCACCAAACGGCUCGUCGACGACGACAGGGUACUGUGGGCGGAGCAACAGGUCGUUCGAAAGCGCGCCAAGAGGGAUCACGUUGAAGAGGGUCCUCUAUGGAUGAGAAACCGUUGGGAGACGUUUCGGUUCAACGAUCCACUGUGGACUCAUCAGUGGUACAUUUUUGACACUCGGAACAUGCCCGAGAUGCCCGAGAUCCACCACCAGGUGACCAAAGUGUGGGACAUGGGAUACACGGGCAAGGGAGUCGUCAUCACUAUCAUGGACGACGGUCUUGAGUGGAACCACACGGAUAUCUUUCCAAACUACGCACCGGAGGCCAGUUACGAUUUCAACGAUGACGACAAUGAUCCGUUUCCCAGAUAUGACCAACUCGACUAUAACAACCAUGGAACGCGCUGUGCCGGUGAAAUAGCCAUGGUUGCCAAUAACAACAACUGCGGCGUUGGUGUCGCGUAUGACGCCAGAGUUGGCGGUAUCCGCAUGCUGGACGGCGACGUCGUAGACGCCCUCGAGUCGACUUCUCUCGCUUUCAACGUGGACGGCAUCGACAUCUUCAGCGCCUCUUGGGGUCCCACGGACGACGGGCGCACAGUUGACGGACCUAAACAGCUUGCCAUAGAAGCUUUUGAAAAAGGAGUGACGGAGGGACGCGGUGGAAAAGGAACAAUCUAUGUGUGGGCUUCGGGCAACGGCGGUGCCAGAGGAGACAACUGCAACUGUGACGGAUAUGCCAGUUCCCCUUACACUCUAUCGGUGUCCAGCGCUAGUCAGCAGGGGCAAUUCCCUUACUACGGAGAGAAGUGUGCCUCUACUAUGGCAGCUACCUAUUCAUCGGGGGCAUACUCCGACCAGAAAAUCGCCACUUCGGACUUGCACAACAAGUGCACGACGGAACAUACGGGCACUUCGGCUUCCGCACCGUUAGCCGCAGGAAUCAUAGCUCUUGUUCUUCAAGCAAAUCCACGACUGACAUGGAGAGACGUGCAACACCUAGUCGCGUGGACUUCUGACUUCGAGCCUCUAAAGAACAAUCGGGGCUGGAAGCGCAACGCCGCUGGUCUACUGUACAACAGCCGGUUUGGCUUCGGACUUAUGGACGCCCAUGGCAUCACGAUGGCAGCGCUAAACUGGACAAACGUGUUGCCACAAAGAUUACGUACCAUUGAGCCUACGAAGAAAUACAGGUUUCCGAUUCCAAUCUCGUCUGGCAACGAGGUUAAUGUGAGUUUCGAAGUGGAGGACGUCCCAGGAAGCCAGCACCACAUCGGCUCGUUGGAGCACGUGCAGGUCCACGUCGACAUACAAUACUCUCGCAGGGGACACCUGGAUGCGUACCUCGAAUCGCCCUCAGGGUCCGUGAGUGUGUUGCUCUUUCGCCGUGCCAAUGACGUCAGCAAGAUGGGCUUCCGCAAUUGGACAUUCAUGACGGUUCAUUUCUGGGGAGAGAACCCAACGGGGCUCUGGAAGCUCGUCUUCAGAGACAAGAGGGGUUCCCGUGACAACGGCAGGAUAAACUCGGUAUCCUUAAUACUCCGCGGCACUAAAGAGCAGCCGCCUGCAGUCGCCGCAGGAGGAGGGAGGCGCCACUAUCGGGGUCAGCACCUCGUGCCAAAUAUCCUCGACUACCAGCCCGAAUACGAAGCAGAAGACGAAAAGACGGAAGGCCCUCCGCGCUCCAACCAUCUAGCGACGACGCCUCCUGAGCGUAACGCCUGGACACGGUUCUGGUCGGACGCUCUGUCAGCGCGGUACAUCCUGCCGCAAACCCUUUUAGAACGAUCGGAGCUCGCCUUCUAGAUGCGACUGUACCGUUUCAACCACCAAAUGUUGCCUCUGACUGUAGUAACAUCCUGUAAAUAUCUGGGAUAGGGAGGGAAGAAGCGAAUGGUGCUUCACUGUCUUCGCAUAUUGGGAAAACAGUUGAUGAUAUAUGCGGUCCUGAUUGAUUGACUGAUUGAUUGAUUGCAAAAGAAAGAUAUAGAGAUUGAGCCCCGACAAAACUCGGGACAGGCUACUGCAGAGCACGUAAGCACAAGAGGCAGUAGAAAAACAAAACAAAUGCAACCCCAAAACGUCAAAGAGACAUAAGAAACAAGUGGGGCCCCAACUAAUGGAUGAGUCCAGUUUAUACGAGACUAUAGUUGAAAACUCCGUAGACAGAAUAGCACUCAACGCACUGCGCAAUGUACCCUGUCCUUGGGACAGUAGCCGAUGAACAUGGAGGCUUCAGAGGGUGUCGAGAAUACCAUAUUAUAAAUAUAUAUAUAAAAAAAUACGCAGGUGUCUCACAGCGUUGGUGUGUCCCAUUUGUGACACCGCCUACUACGAGCAAAGUGCAGAAUUUUAUUUACGUCUAUAAAGAAAUAUUGCCGGUUUAGGCGUCGAAAUGAAAUAGGUUCAACGAUGACGACAGACCUAGACCAAAACAAUAUCACCGGCAAUUGAGAAAGUCAUUUUUGCGGCUCUGGCGGUGUAGUAGACGGGGAUUUUGCCAGCCCCACCGCCUAGAAAUUCCAUAAAAUUUUCUGAUACGAAUGUAUCUUACAGAAAUAUGCACUGAGGUGUCUAAAGUGAUGUUGGACUCCCCACACUCAAAUGAAAUUCCUACGCAAAUCCUUUUAGGUAACGUUUCCUUGAGUAUGAGGGGAAGACACGAAGAGACGAACUCAACUUUUUGAGUUCGUUCCUUCGAGUCUCUUGUCUUCGUGUCUCCUCCUCGUACUCAAGGAAAUGUCUACAAGUUCAUUACACCAGCUUGCUUGCCGCUUAUUUAUUUGCUCAACGAAUCAUUUGGUGUAGAAACAACGUUUGUAUAAAAGUUAGCGAUUUUGUGCGCGCCAGAGUUAUAAAAUGUUGCAUUCGUUCGGAAUUCAACUCGCAAUUACAGACACGUUCUCGUGGCGUUUUUUUUUUAAAUAUCACGUGGACGCACUAAAAGGCCUCAUUUUGACGUGGUCUUGCAUUUUGUUCAGAUCAAUAAAUCACAAGGACACAGAGUAUGACGAGAAUUACGCAUGUGCAAUAGGGUACAUGUCAAAUGAACGCCAUUUCAGUUACAAAGCACAAUUCACAAAUUUAAGAUAAUCCGUCUUUUCGUGGUCAUGAUUGAAAAACACUGACCUGCAGGGAACACCGUCUCAAAAACUCUGCAACGCAGAAACUGAAACCAACUGAUAAUGAUGUUCACGAAAGAUAAAAAAGAACUGAUGUUGAUGAUGUCGAUGGAAUUCUCCAUUUGGCGUGCAUUCUACUAAACCUCCAUUGUGAUACAUUGAAUCAUGUACAGGAGUGCCGGCUGUGUGUGAAAAGACUUGUAUGUAAAGUAUGUAAAGGAUAUGUUUGUGUCACGAACUAAUAGCCUGGCUGACGCGUCGUCGCUUAUUAAAACGAGUGUUUGUUUCGCUUCAGUGUGAACGGGAUGAAUGGGAUGUAUUUAUUUGCUCAAACUUCGUUUGUAACAAUAAAAGAUAUGU
Messenger RNA from Ornithodoros turicata, 3833 nucleotides. Its product is annotated as neuroendocrine convertase 1-like. Lineage: Eukaryota; Metazoa; Arthropoda; Arachnida; Ixodida; Argasidae. The coding region runs from base 55 to 2157 and encodes 700 amino acids. Gene Ontology annotation, cellular component: neuron projection; membrane. Gene Ontology annotation, biological process: peptide hormone processing. The transcript has 14 exons. Gene Ontology annotation, molecular function: serine-type endopeptidase activity. The record is from RefSeq and is a predicted model, not a curated record.